AACACAUGUCAGAUCUAUAUGAUGAAGAGAUCGUUUUUUCAUUUUCGAAGUAGUUUCAGAUUGUUUGCAGAUCGCCGUUCUAUGUCUAUAGAAGCAGUAGAUAAGCAGACGCACCAUUCAGAUACACGUUGCCAUGGGCAUGCGUAUACAGGCAAAAUUCAAUGUAGUAGUAGCAGCAAUUAUUUGUACAUAUCGCGGAAACUAAGGCCGAGCAGCGGUUAUAUGUAUAGGAAAAUCUUUCUCGGAAUGUUGAAUUUUACAACAAAUUUAAAUAUCAUCAAAAUCGGCAGUGCAGCCUUGCUUAUGAACAUUUACAGAAUAUCAUUGUAUGUUAAAAAGCUGCAAAUUUUUCUGAUUUAUUUGCGUAAGCAACACCAUACGUCAUUCUUCAUUUUAUAA
This is a messenger RNA of Bombus pyrosoma, 399 nucleotides long. RefSeq lists its product as uncharacterized. The record is from RefSeq and is a predicted model, not a curated record. Bases 19 to 399 code for a protein of 126 amino acids. The transcript has 2 exons. Lineage: Eukaryota; Metazoa; Arthropoda; Insecta; Hymenoptera; Apidae.